This is a messenger RNA of Pseudozyma hubeiensis SY62, 3651 nucleotides long. RefSeq lists its product as hypothetical. The record is from RefSeq and is a predicted model, not a curated record. Bases 1 to 3651 code for a protein of 1216 amino acids. Gene Ontology annotation, biological process: protein polyubiquitination; ubiquitin-dependent protein catabolic process. The transcript has a single exon. Gene Ontology annotation, molecular function: ubiquitin protein ligase activity. NCBI's taxonomy places the organism in Eukaryota, Fungi, Basidiomycota, Ustilaginomycetes, Ustilaginales, Ustilaginaceae.
AUGAGCUUCCACUUCACAGGCGCAGGCCGUACAAGAGCGCCCGUCACUCUUGGUGGGACAUCAACGCUGUCAGCAGACCCGGCAGGCAGCGCAAGGGCGCAACGUCUCGAGCGAGAGCAGCAACGGCGCAAGCAGCUCGCUUCCGUCCGCAUACAGUCGCAGACACGCCGCAUUCUUCAGUCUCGUCAGGUCAGAUCGCAAUGGCAGCAGCAGGCUCACCAGCUUCUGCAACACGUAGAGACCGAUCCCUCGGCGUCGCUGCCUCAACUCGUUUCAGGUACGAGAGCUCUGCUACUUAGCCUUGGCCCUGACUCGAGAACGCUCGAACAGUCAGAUGCAGACAACUUUGCAAGCUGGCUUCGACUCGUGUCCAGCCCGAUCAGCGAGGGCAAGCAACUAGUCUUCCUUCCGUUCGACCCAGCGUACAAGAACAACAACAUCGCCAGCAGCUGGCCUUUCUUGCUGCGCCUGGCCUGUAAACAUGCUCUACGCUUCCUCACUACAGCAGCUGCGUCCAGAGCUGAGCACGCAUACUCUCCAGCUUCGCCCUCGACUCUCGACAUGGAUCUUCUCGCCUUUCUCAGCCUCGUCACGGGCGUAAACUCGAAUUCGCCUUCCAACGCCAUCUCGCUCGACAAGCACGGCGAGACGCUAGCCUCUUCGCUUCUGUGCCUUCUUCUCGAUUUGGAUCUGCACCGAACGCUCCGCGCUCACAUUCUUUCCUUCACUCUUCAGCAAAAGACGACCGCCACCAGUCUCUCCACGGCCAUCUCGUUGUCUUUGGUCCCCAUUCACUCCUUCAAAGCUCCGUCUGCCUUGUCAGCGACUCAAGCAAGGACCAGUCAAGGCGCCUCGCUGCAGACCGCCAUUCAAGUGGAGGACGAUGCCACUUCGCACCCAGUAGACCCCUCUGCGUUCCGCAAGAAAGCAGUGCACGCUUUCGCAGUCGACAUCAUGACCAUCCCUGCCCUUCGCAAACGACUGCCUCUCAAGGCGGUCACUGAUCUCGCUGCGCAUCUGCCCUUCACCGAAUUGCUCGACUGGAUCGCUUCUCAGAAGCCGGAGAAGAUCCAAGCCUCUCCAAUGCACCCUGCGGCCAUUGUCUCGAGCAAGCAAGAGGAAGCAACUCGGGCCCUCAGACGCCCCUAUUUGCUCUCCAAUCUGCUCGCGUUCGGCUCACAACGUGUCAACCUCAUCAAAGAUGGCGCUUCUCUGACCAGGUACCUUCAGGCUCUCACAAAUGCUCAAGAUUGGCUCCCUGGCACCGACUUUGAACCGCCCAGCAGCAGCUCUGGAGCCCAGCCAACGAAUGGCAUCGGCAGCAGAACUUCUCGCGCCGCGGCCCGAUCGAACGAGGCGCCAGCUGAAGCACUCGAGACCUACGAGCGACUUCGUGUACUCAUCUCCGAUGACCACUUCAACUCGAUUCUGGCUCUUUCAAGAAAGUUUCCCACCUCCACCCGUGGGCCGCUGUUCGCCUUUAUCUGCUCAACUCUAUCUGCAUGGCCUGCUGAGAAGCAAGACUACAUUCUCAACCGUCUGCUCUAUUCCGCAGCAGACGCACAAGCUGUGGCUCAGAGCUCAAAGCAAGCACGACCUGUCGGUCCCACAGGCACAGGCCUGAUUCGAGAGUUUUGGAGGGGCUAUGUGCGUGGCAGCUCGCUCGCCCGCAACCUAGCCUCGGCGCACGACAACACGAGAGCGCGUGAGAUCUUGUCUUCGCUUUCUGAUCCGAGCACAAGCAAGGACUGGCCUGCACUGGUUCUGGUGCUCGAGAUGCUCUCCAAGGUGCUUCUCACCCUCGGCGACGACGAGUUCCUCUCGAGUGUCGACGAGGGCUUUGGAAUCAACGGCGGUGGUGGCAGGUCGAACGCAGGCUGGCUUUCUCGCGACGAGAUUCUGAGCAUCAGCGGUCUGCUGCGUAACGUCGCGUUCGCCAUGUACUGGUACGAGGGCAAAGCGCCUCUUGUCGACCUCGACGGUGGUGAUGCUGCCGAUGGCAAGGCGCAGAGUCGCACUCCUCGCGUACCUGGUAUGCGAAUGACGCUCUUGUCGCUGCGUUCGUUGGUGACGACUUUGCUCAAACAGAUGCAUUCGCGAGACUCGAGGCAUCGGUUUGCACCUGCUGAUCACUGGUUGAUGGUCAGCCAUCUGGAUCUCAACGACUUCAUGCGCAUUGUCGUGCUCGAGGAGGAGCAGCUCAGCAGCGAACAGCAGCAGCAGGAUGAGUUGCCUGCUGUCUCGGUUGGUGUCGCAACCCAGAACUCUGCAGCUAACUCUGUAGAUCCGAUGGACGAAGAUGCUUCCGAUGAUGAAGGUGCUUCCGACGACGAUGAAGAUGUCGGACAGGCGCCUCAGCCAUUGGCUCGUCUGCAACAACUGCGCGCUCAGGGCGGUGCUCGUAGCCGCCACCUCACUGCGCUCAACCUUGCCUUCCUCUCGCCACGUCUUGGCAUCUUAAACAACGUACCGUUCAUGAUCCCCUUUGAUGUCCGAGUACAAAUCUUCCGCCAGUUCGUCAACAUCGACGCGGUCAAAAACGGCAUCUAUAUGGACCGAUACCAGCGACGUCGAGCAGUCAAGAUCCGACGAGAGCAUGUCGCACAGGACGGGUUCGCCAGCCUGGCUCCCCUCGGUGCUGACAUCAAGAAGCCACUGGAGAUCAUCUUUGUCGACCAGUUCGGUCAGCCCGAGGCGGGAAUCGAUGGAGGUGGUCUGUUCAAAGAGUUCCUCACGUCGCUGGUGCGGGAGGCGUUCGACACCAACCGAGGCCUGUGGAAGGCGACCGACGCUCAGGAGCUUUACCCCAACCCGCACACGUAUGCCACCUCGGGGGAUCAGCUCGAAUGGUACGAGUUCCUAGGACGUGUGAUUGGAAAGGCGUUGUACGAAGGUAUUCUGGUGGAUGCCAAGUUUGCCGGCUUCUUCCUGUCCAAGAUGCUUGGCAAGCAGUCGUACCUCGACGAUCUGGGUUCGAUCGACACUCUGGACAAGGAGCUGUACAAGGGCCUGAUUUCGCUCAAAAACUACCAGGGAAACGUGGAGGAUCUUUCGCUCAACUUUACGGUGACGGAUGAAGAGUUCGGCGUUAGCAUGACUCGCGAACUCGUACCUGGAGGAGCCAACAUUCCGGUCACCAACCUCAACAGGAUGGAGUACAUCUUCCGCAUCUCGCACUACCGUCUCUCAACGCAGAUCCAACACCAGUGCAACGCCUUUUUCAACGGCUUGGCUGACAUCAUCAAUCCACGCUGGUUGCGCAACUUUAACCGAGAAGAGCUAUCGAUUCUGAUCUCGGGUACGGACGAUCCGGUCGACAUUGCGGACUUGCGACAGAACACGGUACUUGGCGGAUACCACGAGGCGGAUCUGACGGUGCAACACUUUUGGAAGGUGUUGGAGGAUUUCGACCAGCCGAUGCGAAAGGCGUUUCUCAAGUUUGUCACCAGCUCGCCCAAUCCGCCGCUGCUCGGCUUUAGCCAGUUGAAUCCGAGGUUCGGGAUCAGGAAGGCGGGCGACGAUAAGAGCAGGUUGCCGACGGCGAGCACUUGUGUCAACAUGUUGAAGCUGCCCGACUAUGCGGAUGAGCAGACGUGCAGGGAAAAGUUGAGGUAUGCGAUUCAGAGCGAGGCUGGAUUUGAUUUGUCGUAA